AUGAUAUUGGAAUCUGUAUUUUCGUGCUCGAAUCUGCUUCUAACAUGUGGAUCCUCAAUUUACAUCCUGAUAAAUCAUUCCUACGCGCAAUAUUCCAAAUUGUUCCCCCAUUUUGUGCUCGCUUGCGCUGGUAUCUCCAUGAUCGGUGCUCGAUCCUUGAUCGUUCUCGUGUACAAACUUUUCUUCAAGGAGUAUCCGUUUGAUCCGGUGAUAAUGGAGAUCGAGGAGGAGAGGUGCAAGGGAAGAUUCAAUAUUUUAGACGAGGUCCUUGGAACCCUAAGCAUGGCCGGACUAAUUUAUUCGCUGUAUUCCAGUCACAGGUACUACAUUCUCGGUGGCUGCGUUGCUGCUAGUUUGUCAACUUUGGACGUGAUCAAAUUGCACAAAAUGGCGACAACGCAAUCACAGGAAACAGAUAUUCCAGAUGGUUCCUAUUCUCAGUCUAAUAUUCUAAACGAAACAAGGUUCUAUAUUUUCACUUGGGUGAUUCUCGGCGGAUAUUUCGCGUACGCAGUAGGCAACCAUUAUGCGUUAGUAGCGAAUUAUCCCUUCAUUUUGACAAACUGGGCUCUGCCUCCGGAGGGAUUUUAUCAAGGAUGGACCAUACGACGCUCCAUAAACGAUUAUAUGAUGUUGAUUUACAUAAUGUGCAUGACAGAAGCGUUUCGACAAGCUAACUUGCCGUAG
Messenger RNA from Habropoda laboriosa, 687 nucleotides. RefSeq lists its product as uncharacterized. Bases 1 to 687 code for a protein of 228 amino acids. The transcript is spliced from 4 exons. The record is from RefSeq and is a predicted model, not a curated record. Lineage: Eukaryota; Metazoa; Arthropoda; Insecta; Hymenoptera; Apidae.